CUGAGGACAAUUGUGCUGUGGUGAUGAGUUUCUUUAACUUUUUAAAGAUUUAUUGAAACAAUGCAUUUUUAAAAUUGUGAGAAGUAUAUUUUUGGUUUGGAAAGCAUGGACUCAUAAAGUAAUAAUUUUAACCCAGGAUUUAAAUUUGAUCAGGGUGUAUACGAUGGAAACACGUUAACUUACUAAACGCGCUAUUAGAAGAAACGCUUGUAUAUCAUAUUAAAUAUGAAUUAUUCAUUCUCUAUUUAAAUCGGGGUUAAAUGAUAUCAUAAAUAUGUUUAAAAUGCAGAUUAUAGUGCACAAUGUACAGCUAUUUCCAUAGAGACUUGAGACUUAUUUUAACUCUCUGAAAAAAAACGCUUGAAAUAGAAGAAGCGAAAACCACAAACAUUCAAGUAUUUUUGGGGCAAUCAUUAAAAAGAACUGCAAUUGAAAUUAUUUGGCGUGAAGUGCACGAAUAAUAAUGAUUACAGCCCAACGCUGAAUAAAACCCACAUACAGACCGUCAACAAGCGUAGCUUGCAGAAGCGGAAAAUAUGCAACAAGAGAAAGAGUGAAAACACUUAUCCAAAGUCAAGGAAAAAUAUUAUAAAAUACAUUAUAUAUUUGAUACAAGUGUUAAACUGAAAAUCAUAUAGGCUUUUCUGCUUACAAGAGGAGGCACAAUAAAGCUUCCAGAAGAAGCCAAGAGAAGAUAAUUGGAAAAGGAAUGCAUCUGGAACAGUUUCUGAUGGUGAUGCCUAAUAAGACAAAAUGAGAAUAUUGCUGAUCGUGUUCGCGUUAGGAUUUCUUAUUUGCCUAGUAACAUCCAGACCAAGAUUGCCAAGGGAGCCAAUCAAUGUAGUUAUUGACGGUCUGGUGGUCAUUUCGUCUCCAGGCUACGAGACGGAUGAGUACCCGGGGGACACGGAACAAACAUGGGAUUUGCAGGCUCCAGCAGCGAAGAAAGUCCAUGUCUAUUUCGAAGAUUUUGUCCUUGAGUAUCACCCAAAAUGCAUGUGGGACCGUUUAGAAAUAUUUAAUGACAAAUGUAGCAGCAAGGCCAACGACCCAGACACUGUUUUAUGUGGAACAUUGGAUCCAUUUACUUUUAAUUGUUCUGGGGACGCUCUAUGUUUGAAAUUUCAUUCAGACGGGGUCAUCCACUACAGAGGCUUUAAAGCCAUCGUAUCCGCCAUUGAAGAUUAUGAAGAAUCUUCUCAAAGUAAAUCGUCCAGUCCAACACCUGCGUCAACUUCAACUUCUUCUGCUACGACAUCUCAACCAGAACUGACAUCCAUUAUAACAGAACUAAAUGAGCACACAAUAACAGUUCCAACAAACCUUUCAGAAACAGGGACAAUGGGGACUUCAUCUCAAACAAUACCAUCCAACAACAAGCAUUUAUCAUCGACAGAUUCAUCAAACUCAUUUUCUCAUUCAUCAAAUUCAACAGCAAAAUCAACCGCUUCGCAACCAUUAACGAAAACAACAACGGCAUCAUCAACGGCAACUACAUCUAUAUCUUCGGCGGAGAAUUCAACACCAACAAAAACAACGACAAACGCAACAACAAAUGCAGCACCAACUAAAACAAAAUCCACCAAAUUACCGCAAACAUUAACAGAAACAACGCAAACAACGCCAGUCCCCAAUCACAAUCAAGAACUUUUUAGCAGCACAUCUACGUCAGCACUAGGGACGCCUACCUCACCGUUUGUAUCAACUCCGACAUCAGUCUAUAGUACAGGGACGUCCGUUUUGACCACGAAACCGAAGCAAACGGAAAAUCACACUGAUGAUCACACUGUUGCUGAUUUGUACACUUACACAGGAACCAUCAUCAUUUCAGAUACUUCAGCACAUGCAGCGGAAAUCAUAAUGUGUGAAACAACAUUUGUGAAUGUAAAUGAUUUAGCAGAGGUGUUUAUAAAGUCUCCGAUGAACUACAAUGGUCAAUACCCUCUAAGUAAUCAUUGUGAACUGUCAAUAACCAAUGGCCUGCACAAGGAAAUAAUGCUGACGUUUUUAAACUUUAGCAUUGAGUAUCAUAUGUACUGCAACUGGGACUAUGUUCGCAUAUCGGAUGCAACCUCAUCUGUUAAUCUUUGCGGACUUUCAUUACCUACGCCCAUACUGAGUACAUCCGAUGUUAUAACAAUAACCUUCCAUUCAGACCAUAUUAUUUCUGCAAAGGGAUUCUUACUGCAGCUUAGUGCUACCACGGUACGCUCAACUUCCCCUGGUACUAUUCCGGAUAAAAACAAUCAAAAUGCAACUAAAGUAUUUACAACGACAUUAACAGAAGGUUCUACUUACAGUAGUGAAUCAUCUCCUAGUGCAUCUUCUAGUGUUUCAAAUGAUAGUAUUGAUCAAAAUCAGACAACAAACAUGGCGACACAAAAUGAAUUAAUGACAACGCAAGACAGUGCUACAGUGAUUUCUUCAUCAGCACCAGUAACCACCACACCAUUUCUUAACGAUACUGGUUUGUCGGAACAAUCUCCAAUUGAGUCUACUGAAUCAACAUCUUUGGUGACUUUACCAGAUACAUCAAGUGAACAAAACAAUGCCGAAGUAACCACAUCUGAGCAGACAACGAAUUCCACAAACACUUUGGUCCCUCCUAAUAUUACACCAGACAAUCAUGAAAUCGUAGAGUUUUGCAACAAAAGUAAAGUAACAGCGGGGAAAAUAUUGUACAUCGUGAGUCCAGGUUACCUUAACAACCAGAAUUAUCCAAUUGGAAUUACCUGUCAAUUAGAUGUUGAAUCUUUGCAUGAUCAGGAAAUUAAAAUAUCCAUUAGGGAUUUUGAUCUAGAGCUCCAGUCGGCGUGCAAAUGGGACUACCUUUCAGUACAAAAUUCAACUUUCGAAGUAAGAUUUUGCGGAUGGCUAGACACAUUACAGCAAAUAACAAGUUAUUCCAGUUGUUCACCAAAUUAUUUAAGAACGGUGAAUGCGAAGGACAAUCAACAGCUCUGCCUUUUACAAACGGGGACGGAUGUGACACUUAAAGCGACAAAAUCAUUAAGAUUCGUAUUUCGGUCUGACACGGUAAUUUCUAAACGCGGGUUUAAAAUUUCACUAGAAACACUUCAGACUUCGAACGAAGGAUUUGAUCAAACACCAGUUUCUACUACAGCGCAUAAAACAACACCAUCCACGAAUACUACAGCUCAAUCUAUUGACUUUUGGCAGACAUCGCACAAUACAUCACCAUCCACGAAUACAACAGCUGAAUAUAUUGACUCUGGGCAGACAUCGCACAAUACAACACCAUCCACGAAUACAACAGCUGAAUCUAUUGAUUCUGGGCAUAAAUCGCAUAAUACAACAUCAUCCACGAAUACAACAGCUGAAUAUAUUGAUUCUGGGCUGAAAUCGCAUAAUACAUCACCAUCCACGAAUACAACAGCUGAAUCUAUUGAUUCUGGGCAGACAUCGCACAAUACAACACCAUCCACGAAUACAACAGCUGAAUCUAUUGAUUCUGGGCAUAAAUCGCAUAAUACAACAUCAUCCAAGAAUACAACAGCUGAAUAUAUUGAUUCUGGGCUGAAAUCGCAUAAUACAUCACCAUCCACGAAUACAACAGCUGAAUCUAUUGAUUCUGGGCAGACAUCGCACAAUACAACACCAUCCACGAAUACAACAGCCGAAUCUAUUGAUUCUGGGCAUAAAUCGCAUAAUACAACAUCAUCCACGAAUACAACAGCUGAAUAUAUUGAUUCUGGGCUGAAAUCGCAUAAUACAUCACCAUCCACGAAUAUAACAGCUGAAUCUAUUGAUUCUGGGCAUAAAUCGCAUAAUACAUCACCAUCCACGAAUAUAACAACAGUUGGGUAUAAUGACUCUCGACAGACAUCGCACGUUACAUUAAUAUCAAUGAAUAAUAGUAAUGCAACACAUCUAACAACGCCUGAUUCUAUUACCUCUGAACCACUACCAGCUAAUUCAACUGAUCCGAAUAUUGAACACAGUGUAACAGAAGAAAUCACCACAAACUAUCAUAUCAAAACCACCACUACACCAAUCGUCACAUCAUCAACACAAACUGAAGCAGCGAUGCCUACACAAGAAGUUUUUUCAACAAACUUGAUGACCAAGUCUGGUGAAAAUUUAACUACAGAAAUGGAUGAUAUGGCCACGCCAGCGACAUCUAGUUCCUCUUCGAUACCAAGUGUUUCCGGAAUAACAGACUCAUUGUUAACCACAAUACAACGGUUACUGUCUACAACUACGGAGACUACGGUAUCAACAGAAGAUAGUACAGAAACAACGAGCCAUGAAAUGUCAGAGAGUUCUCCGACCCAGAAAACUCUAUUGUCGGGCUGCUCUGCUAACAACCCACCGGAGGAGCUCACAGAGUAUAAUGGAUAUAUUUCUUCUCCUGGUUCUGAUAUUAACUCGGGAUAUCCACCAGACACUGUAUGUAGAUGGAAAAUUCACCUGAACAACGCAAAAUUGAUAGUAGUUGUCUUUGAAAUGUUUGACAUAGAAGACGGCGAAAAAUGCCAAUACGACAAACUUGCUUUUUAUAGCAUUUCUGGGGACGAAAGUGAAAAUAAAAUGCUCGCUUCUUAUUGUGGUUCAAACUUACCGCCAACCUUACAUACUACAGAGAACCUGCUUGUAGAGUUCACAUCAGAUCUAAUUAUUCAGAAGAAUGGCUUUCGCUUACGAUUUUAUAAAACACAAAAUGAAGCAGGUAAAAGUCAGAGCUGCUCCGCGGGCCGGGUACCGUGUGGCAGCGGGGAGGAGUGUGUGCCACAGGAAUGGCGCUGUGAUGGCACGAUCGAUUGUGCUGACGGCAGCGACGAACAGUAUUGUUCGACAUGCACUGAAAACCAGUUUCAAUGUAGUAAUGGGAGUUGCAUACGUCUACAACUACGAUGUGACGGUCAAACACACUGUCCCUUUAACGAGGACGAGACUGGAUGUGUCACGCUUUCCGAUGGAUGGUCUGGUGGUGUUGCAGUGCAGAUAGGAGGAGAGGGCCACAAACUGUGUUUCAGCCAGAGUAUGGCCAAUGGGAGCACAGCUCUAUGCAGACAGGCUGGAUUAAGGUAUGCAACCGAAGUAACAGCAAUUAAAAUAACAGAACACACUGGAAAGUUUGCUUCAAUAACAGAUCAUGGAGGAAACAUUUCAUUUACGUCAUGCGAAUCCUGUGACCUAGACAAAACAACGCUCCUUGCGUGUUCGGAUGAAGGCUGUGGUCAAAAGUCUAAUGAAUAUAGAAAGAAGAGGGUUAUAGGCGGAUCGGUGUCCGCAAAGGGUGAAUGGCCGUGGAUAGUUGGGCUCAGAAUUGGAUCCGGCAAUGUUAUUUGCGGAGGUUCAAUAAUUGGAGAGUCUUGGGUUUUAACUGCCGGACAUUGUGUGAAUGAUCUCGCUCAAAAUCCUCAGGAGGUAUCUAUUGUUUCUGGUGUGAGCGAUAUUAAUGAUGACUCGCGUCAAGUGAGAUUUGCAUCUGAGAUUGUAAUACACCCGGAUUACAACUUCAUCUACAAUGCUGAUAUUGCUCUUAUUCGCCUUCAACGUCCUUUUACGUUUACAAGCGAUAUAAGGUCAAUAUGUUUGCCUUGGGACAAAAGGCAAUUUUCACCGGACUCGAACUGCUUUAUAGCAGGCUACGGUGUAUGGGACAUGAAAGAUUAUUAUACAACUAUUGCUCCACGAUUUCUCCGACACGUUCGUAUAAAGGUGAUCAGCCAUAGCACCUGUGGAGAACUCUACUCUUAUAAGACCUACAUCCGAGACAGCAUGAUGUGUGCUGGGUACACGGGGGGAGGAAUCGACGCCUGCAAGGGUGAUUCGGGAAGUGGUCUAAUGUGUGAGGUGGACAAUGGAAGGUGGACAUUGGCCGGAGUGGUCAGUUGGGGCGAUAUGUGCGGGCAGACGAACAGGCCUGGAGUCUACACCAGCGUCACAGCGUUUGUCGACUGGAUUGAUGAAGUGACUGUUGAUACCCAACCAACGGUGAACUGCACGUUUGAAGACGGAUGGUGCGGUUAUACUGAUGCAUCAAGUGGGGACUACUUUUGGACAAGGCAACCAGCAGACAAGUUCAUCAAGGGAAUGGUUCUGUUUGCCGCAAGACCACACUCUAGUUCACCAAAGCCAGCAAACGCAACGCUAAUAACGCCAAAAUUUUCAAACAACGAUCCAAAGUGUCUAAGUUUCAACUUCAUGUUCAGCACAAACUCGAAUCUAACAUUUUCGGUCUAUGGUUUAAGCAAAGAAAACGAAAAUCCUACAGAAAAUGAAAGAAGCAAGGAUCUGAUUUGGCAAGUAACUAGUCAUUAUCGCUCGUCAAAUACUUGGAGGUCAACAGAAGUCUUUAUACCAAGGAAAACAGUUCAGUUGAUGAUGAACGUUUACCAUGACCAAGGCACUGUGUUUGGCCUUGGAUUAGACAAUGUUACACUAAGCGAUGGCCAGUGUAUAGCGAACGAGUUUCUAUCAUGUGAUUUUAGUGAUAGAAACUCCUGUCUCUUUACCGAGUCUACGGAUAGAAAUGCCGUUUCCUGGAUGUUGAAAUCCAAUGACAAAAAUGGUAACUAUAUCGUGGCAGGAGGCAACAAGUCAACAUUUGGUUUCAUGGCAAUCUCACAGUUAAUUUCACCACCACUUACAUCACUGUUUACUGGACUUCCCCAUUGCGUGCAUUUUAAAGUGAACAAGUUCAGUAACUCUACGGCGAAUUUGAUUCUAGCAACAUAUGUGUCCAUCGGUGGUACGUUAAAUAACCAGAAAAUAUUCUGGACGUCGGAAAUUUUACCGACCCUUGUUUGGACCUCAGUAAAAAUAACUGUUCUGCCACAGACAAUGGACGAAUAUUUUGAUCACGUGGUUUUUGAAAUUCGGAGGCAACACUAUGCAACUGAUUUAAUUCAGUUUGGUCUCGAUGACAUCUAUGUCACAGAUGGGAUAUGUGUGUAAUAUUUGGUUUUAUCUAAGGAUAAAACAUAUGACAAUAUGCGGACAGGUCAAUCGAGAUACUGAGAAACUGUUUAAAUGUUAAAUCUCAAAUGUGCCAACCCACUUUGCCUUUUCAUUGUUUUCUACACUUUUUGUCUUUCAGAUGAUUAGUGCUCAUAAAUUUGCUUUCAUAUUCAUCAAAUUGCCUUAUAUAAUUCUAAUACACUGUGUAUUUUGUUUACUAGAUGAAUUACUAAUAUUAUCAUUAUUAUUAUUAUUACUAAUAGUUUUCGAAUGAAUUGCUCAACCACUCGAAAACGAGUGUUAUGUACUAUAUUUGGUGUUCUUAUAUUUGUGCAUUGCUUUCACGUUGUUAAUGAUUAUUGUGAAUUAAAAAAUUGAAAUGG
Molecule: messenger RNA, 7310 nt
Organism: Mya arenaria
Lineage: Eukaryota; Metazoa; Mollusca; Bivalvia; Myida; Myidae
Product: mucin-5AC-like
Exons: 20
Coding region: 754-6924 (2056 amino acids)
Biological process (GO): proteolysis
Cellular component (GO): membrane
Molecular function (GO): protein binding; serine-type endopeptidase activity
Source: RefSeq, a predicted model, not a curated record